UUCGACAAGGCCAAGUACAUCGCGUCGCUUACCAGCGAGCAGCGCUACCUGCUCGACCUCGAGCUCACCACCAUGGAGGACUCCUGGCUCGAGCUCCUGCACUCCGAGCUCACCAAGCCCUACUUCCUCGACCUGAAGCGCUUUCUCCUCAAGGAGUGGGCCGGCCCCGUGCCCAUCUUCCCGCCCCGCGAAGACGUCUACGCCUGGACCCGCCUCACCCCGCUGCGCGCCGUCCGCGUCCUAGUCAUCGGCCAGGACCCCUACCACAACCACAACCAGGCCCACGGCCUCGCCUUCUCCGUCCGCGACCCCCACACCCGCGUCCCGCCCUCCCUCGUCAACAUCUUCAAGGGACUCCGCAACGACUACCCGGACUUCGUGCCGCCCGCCCACGGCGACCUCACUCCCUGGGCCCGCGAAGGCGUGCUGCUUCUCAACACCUGUCUCACCGUCCAGGCACACCGAGCAAACUCCCACGCCAAGCGCGGCUGGGAGCACAUCAUUGCCGCCGUUGUGCGCGAGCUUGUCCGGGCCAGCGAGCGCGCCGGCCGCGCCCUUGUGCUUGUCGCCUGGGGCCGGCCCGCCCAGCAGCUCGUCACCCGGCUCGACCUUGGCCUCGCGCCGCCGGCGCCGGGCGCCGGCGCCGCCAACAGCGCCCGCCCGCUGCUCUACCUCUACGGGGCGCACCCGAGCCCGCUCAGCGCCACCCGCGGCGGCUUUUUUACCAACGGCCACUUCCGCCGCUGCAACGAGUGGCUCCGGGAACAUGGCCGGGGGGAAAUCGUCUGGCAGCUG
Pichia membranifaciens NRRL Y-2026 is the source of this 795-nucleotide messenger RNA. RefSeq lists its product as hypothetical. Gene Ontology annotation, biological process: base-excision repair; base-excision repair, AP site formation via deaminated base removal. The annotation marks the transcript as partial. Gene Ontology annotation, cellular component: mitochondrion; nucleus. Lineage: Eukaryota; Fungi; Ascomycota; Pichiomycetes; Pichiales; Pichiaceae. Gene Ontology annotation, molecular function: uracil DNA N-glycosylase activity. The record is from RefSeq and is a predicted model, not a curated record. The transcript has a single exon.